GAACAACGAUCUACUGGCGUUCCGCGGCACAGUCGAAUGAUGGUGGUGUAGUGAUAUGUUUGCGAAGCUCGCAAUUCACGUUUUGCACUUCAUCUCAAUUUGCACGCUACAAUUUUGAAAUAAGCAAAGGCCACUGGCGGUCCAAAGACCUCCACAUGGGUCUUGCGGAGAGCCUUUUGGCGUUGCCAAAUGUGUAGCGAGAUGUACAUUUCCAUGGGAAACAUGGAUAUGCAUCUAGAACGCACCUACCGUAUUACUAGCAUACGAGGCUCUACCACUUGCUGGACGCGUUUGUUUGAAUCCUCUGAUGAGCGCACGACUCACGCUCCAUGCUUCGGGAAAUGGUGUCCGAAGCCUCAACCGCAAGGGAUCGCACACAUACACUCGCCGUCCUCCCCUAGAUACAGCCCAGCAUGGUUGAAUGAUGAGGGUGUCGGAACCCGAGACGGGCUUAUGUCCUUCUUCAUCAUGCUCACGUGCCGCUGCUCUGCGUGAUUGGAUAUUUCGCGUGGUGUGCUAGGGCUUCGAGACUGUGCGGGUCGUUGCAAGCCACAGGGGUCAAUCUU
Molecule: messenger RNA, 566 nt
Organism: Dissoconium aciculare CBS 342.82
Lineage: Eukaryota; Fungi; Ascomycota; Dothideomycetes; Mycosphaerellales; Dissoconiaceae
Exons: 1
Coding region: 190-495 (101 amino acids)
Source: RefSeq, a predicted model, not a curated record